Molecule: messenger RNA, 1035 nt
Organism: Durusdinium trenchii
Lineage: Eukaryota; Dinophyceae; Suessiales; Symbiodiniaceae
Source: the annotation of a GenBank genome assembly
AUGUCAGCGAAAAAGAGCAUUCAAGAGCGAUUCAGACGGGGGGAAUUUGAGGAAGGAAAGUUUACACAAUGCGGGGUUCAAGUGGAACAACAUUCUGACAACAGUUUUUCCCUUCUUCAAGAGAAGUACAUGACCCACACGGUUUCGGUCCCUUUGAGUUCGGAACGUAGGAAACAACGGAAGGAACCCACGACCGACAAAGAAAAGAAGGCUUUAAGAGGUGUGCUUGGAGCCCUCUCAUGGCAUUGCAACCAAGUGGCUUUCAGAUUUUCGGCCUAUGUUUCCUUGUUUCUCAGUGAGAUUGCCAAUUCUACGGUGGAGACCAUCAUUCAGGUUAACGCCCUCAUUCACAGAAUGAAAGAUUCCUCCAAGGAACCAAUGCGAAUUUAUCCUUUUGAUUUGAACAGAGUGUCUCUUUUUGCAUGGAGCACUGCCGUGGACGCAGAAGACAUUUUGUUUCUGUUGCGGUACCAAUGGAGCGAGAUGCAAGGCCAUGAACCUCACAUUCGUGAUCCUGACUCCAUGGCCCGGUUGACUGCAGGAACCCUCAUCACUGAUUCCAGAUCAGUGUACGACAAGCUGCAAAGACCAUAUAUCUCACCCACUGGACAGUCCAAGAAGAUUGAUAUUGAGUUGCUAGCCCUGAAGAAUGCUCAAAGAGAGACUGGCCUAGAGAUUCGUUGGGUGAACAGCCAAGCCAUGUUGGCUAAUAGUCUGACCAAACGCGGGGAAGACGAGCAGAUGAACCGAUUCGCGCUGGAAUCGCAGGAGGUGGAGGACGUCAUUCGAUCAAAACGAUCUAAGCCCAAGGACAUCGAGGCCGACAAAGGGAAGCUCGGAGUCUGGCAGGCUGCAGGCUGGGUGAGUCAUGUCAGGUUACGGCGGCUUUGGGCGAAGGAGACGGAGAGGGAGGAGGGCGAGGCGCAGUCAUCGGAGCACCGCACCUGUGCAACCGAGGACGGGAACUGGCGGUACCAACGGGGCCAACCCAGCGUGGACGGUCAUGUGAAAAGGCGGGGGCCCGUUGGGGUCUAG